Messenger RNA from Euleptes europaea (tarantolino), 2974 nucleotides. RefSeq names its product interactor of little elongation complex ELL subunit 2 (gene ICE2). The coding region runs from base 31 to 2946 and encodes 971 amino acids. Gene Ontology annotation, biological process: snRNA transcription by RNA polymerase III; snRNA transcription by RNA polymerase II; positive regulation of transcription by RNA polymerase III. NCBI's taxonomy places the organism in Eukaryota, Metazoa, Chordata, Lepidosauria, Squamata, Sphaerodactylidae. The record is from RefSeq and is a predicted model, not a curated record. Gene Ontology annotation, cellular component: transcription elongation factor complex. The transcript has 16 exons.
GCCGGGCGGUGGAGCGAGGAAGGCCGCAAGAUGGCGGCGGGUGGGAAAGCGCUGAGCGGGGAUACGCCACCCAAGAACGGACAGGAAGUAUAUUUCUCGCAUGAUCUUUAUGAAAAAUAUUCACUGGCUCCAACCCUCUCUGAGCUACUGUUGUUAUCCAAAAGAAAUGCAGAAGGCAAUACAGACCCAUCAAAACCUGGACAAGAAAAUAGCGCUUCUGGUGGACAGGAAUCAGCUCAAGGAGGAGUUAAGUCUUCAGCGGAUUCUGCACCUUUCCAAGAGCCCAGAGCUGCCUACCCUUACGUUUCUAGUUUGACAGAGAGAGAACAGAGGAGAUACUUAUAUCUGUUGUCUACCUACUUAAAUGCAGAGCCCAGCCUGACAGAUGUGUCAGAACAAAGUGAUUAUUCACAGUACCUUCAAAUGAAAGAAUUUGUGAGCAAAGAGGUCGCGGAGUUUCUGAAGUUUGCUCAGAAUGCUGCUCGGACGUGCGCUAAAGAUUAUGAUUCCAUCUCUGAAAAGGCGUUACUUUACUCCAAGCGAUUUUUAAGCUCUUGCAUUGGCUUUGUGAAAAAAUAUCCUGAAUGUUAUACCCUACAUGAAGUUACGAGCAUCAUGGGAGGAAAGUUUAGGACAGAAUUGACCUUAAAACUGGAAGCUAGCCUUCUUGCUCUGGGAAAGGUGAACAACAUUAAGCUAUACUUUCCAAACAUGCCUGCGCAGAUACAGAUACCCGUUAAUCUGAAAAACGAAUCGGCUGUUGCAACUCCAGAACAGAGAGCUUCCCUACUGCACCAUGAUAUUAGCACAGACCCAAAUGCAGAGAAACUUGCAGGGAAAUACUGUCCUCAGGUCGUGCUGACGACCGAGUCCUUAUUUACUUUGCUGAACAAUCACAGUCUGAACUACAAGGAACAGUGGGAGCUUCCGGUUACGGUGAAAAACAUCUCUGUUGCAGGAUCAGGUAGCGAACCAGUCAGAGUGGUUUACAUUGACCCCCCUCUCCCAAAGAAAGAGAUGACCGUGAGAGAGAAGAACCAUUUUUUUCAUGAACUUCUGGCAGAUUUUCACACAACAAAACAAACCUUUGUUUUUGCACACACUGCCCUAUUGGACAAGCCUUGCAAAGACCCUGAGAAUCUGAACACUCUUGAGUCUUGCCAAGGUAGACAGCUGCAAGUAUCGGACCCCGCAGAUCUAGAUUUUGACACUGAUGUCACGGAACUGGAAACUUUUGGCUCAACCUCGAAGGCUUUGAAUGUUCCCAAACCACAGAGUGUGCCUGCAAAACCAGGUACAGUCCCUAAAAUUGGGUUGGAGGAGCUCUUGAAAAUGGAGAAACGGCUGCUGUCAGAGGUGAGCGGCAGCAUGGGUGAAGGAAGCUGCAAAGGCAGUGACCGACCGGCUUCAGCAAACAGAAGCGAGCAGAUUUUAGACAAAACUCCCUCAGCCGGUUCUGUCUUGGGACUGGAUUGUAAAGGAGACUUUUCGUGUCCGAGUUUUGAAUCUGUGGCAGCUGGACUGAGUGGCAAGGGAGCAGCCGCUGGCAAAGAAGAUAAAAAUGGUGAUAAGCCAAGUGUUCCGCCUUGCGAGAGCGACACUGACGAGGAAUCUUUGGUAAUUGACACAGAAUGUGAACAUACCAGUCACAUCAAACCAACUGCGAUCCCUUCUAACCGAAGCCCGGUAGCAGACGGCCCCCAGCUUCCUUGCUCUACACAAGACCUGCCAGGAAAAGCGGCUGAUUCUUUAGAGGAUCCGGACCAGGAAACAAACAUUUCUGAAAAAUCGUGUCAAAAGUUGCCUGAAGGGUUUGAUCCUGUCGGACAGAUCUUGGAAAUGCAAACUGCACUUCUCGAAGCAACGCCUUCCAACUCUCCAGGGCGGGCAGAGGCGAGCUCUGAAAACUGCUCGAAUCCUACACCAAGCCUGGUGUCGGAAGCCUCAGUAGCUUCUACUCUGGAGCCUGGACAAAGCAUCCCUGUGGAGACAGGUGCCUUACCCAAGUUGAGCUCGUUAUCACACUUUCAGGGACUUCAAAAAGUGUCUCUUUGGGAUGCCGUCGAAAAUCGUUCCGAAUAUGAAGCUCCUCAGCAGGGCAACCUGGUUUACAAACUGUUCAGCCUGGAUGACCUGCUACUGCUGGUGCGCUGUUCUAUACAGAAGGUAAAGCUGCUACCACGCAACAAGAAAAUCCAAAACAAGAGGUACUACCCAGUUUACGUAUUGCCAAAGCUGGAAUAUCAAGCCUUCUACGGAGCAGAAGCAUUAACAGAAGGUGAAAUAUGUCGGCUGUGGACUGAGAGCUUAUUGCAUUCCAACUGUUCGUUUGUGGUUGCUCAUAUCGACGCCCUCACUUCGAAACUCUUUUUGCUUGAAAAACUGUCCGCGGAAGGCCUGAAAAGAAGAUUUGGCACAUUUAAGCCGGCAAAUUCGAUGAAUAUCCUUCAACAUAUCUUGAAGAAGGUGACAGGGUUGCAGGAGGGCUCCUACCUCUUGGCUCACGCAGCAGGCGACUCGUCUGUCACGAUCUAUAAGAGCUGCCUUGGGGAAGGGACGAGGGGGACGUACAACUUGCACGCGGCUCACCGCGACCUGCCCGGCGUCCCUUCCGCCCUCUCCGUCCCGUGGGUACCGCUGGAUCCCAAUGUCCCUUUACCUUAUCACUACGCUCAAGGGCGAAUUCCCUGCACGUUCCCGCCGAGACCGGCCGACCCCAAAAAGGACCACAAGAUGAGUGGGACAAACCCACGCCCAGACACACCUAACCGCAGAAAGCAAGUUUCCAUGGAAACAAACAAUGAACGCCCACCAACUAAGCCUUUUAGAAAGAGACCUGGAGUUGUGCAGAACAAGACGAUGAGAAACAUCUACAGGCAGGCAAACCGAGGGCCAAACUGGCACUUUUGGAAGCAGACAAAGAGGAGCAAAGAUGACCCAGCUUAGUCAUGCAGGGAGGACAUAGAUUGGACUG